This is a messenger RNA of Pan troglodytes (chimpanzee), 8764 nucleotides long. RefSeq names its product myomegalin-like. Gene Ontology annotation, biological process: positive regulation of microtubule nucleation; regulation of Golgi organization; centrosome cycle. The record is from RefSeq and is a predicted model, not a curated record. Gene Ontology annotation, molecular function: molecular adaptor activity. Lineage: Eukaryota; Metazoa; Chordata; Mammalia; Primates; Hominidae. Gene Ontology annotation, cellular component: centrosome; Golgi apparatus.
UGAAUUUCCAUCUGGUCCAGCCCUCUCAUCUUGUAGGUGAGGAAACCGAAGGCCUGAGGGAGAAAUGACUUGCCAGGAACCCCUGUUAAGGAAAAUUAAGAAAAUGUGGUUAUUAAAGAAGAACUGAGUUGGGAGUCAGACCUGGAGGCCCGCACCCUUGGUUAAGACAUCAUACCACCUUGAGUCUGGCCUGUUGACAGAGGGUGAGCCGCUCUAUCCUCAUGUGAUUGUGGGGUCUUAACCUCAAGGGGUUUCCUGCAGGAAGAAGCAAAUGGGUUUGCUUUCCUAGCUCUGUCCAGUACGUUAGGGACCCUGAGGACUGAAGAGAUUCUUGGAGAGCCAUCUGGUGUAUGUCAUGGGUGGGUCUUUUUUGAAGGUCAGUCUGCCCAGUGGGCUGGCUCAGCCUGAAUGAACUGUCUUGAAUCUUUGGAGUUGUCUGUAUACUUUUAAGGGCUUCUCAACCUUGCACCAAAAGAUCCCCCUGGAAAUUAGGUGGGAAAAACCUUAAAUUUUGUGGGGCCUUGUGUUUGUCUUAAAAGUUCAUGCACAUAGCCAGGUGUGGUGGCUCCCACCUGUUAUCCUUUCCUGGAUCCCUUGAGUCAAGGAGUUUGAGACCAACCUGGACAAUAUAGUGAGACCCCAUCUCUACAAAAAAGAAAAUAUUAGCCAGGGGUGGUUGUGCGCAUCUGAAGUCCCAGCUACUACUGUGGCUGAGGCGGGAGGAGCACUUGAUCCUGCACUGAGCUCUGAUCUCACCAGUGUACUCCAGCCUGGGCCACAGAGCAAGACCGUGACUCAAAAACAAAAAAAGACAAGAAAAAUUCUUCAAGAUUUUGCAUUCUGUCCCACUAUCCAUUGGUUUUCAUGUCAAGAUAAUGUCAGAAAUUCUUUACAAUUGCUUCCAGAAGGAGUAGCCUUUUGAUCUAGUGCACAGGUGUCCAGUCUUUUGGCUUCUCAGGGCCACAUUGGAAGAAGAAUGCUCCUGGGCCGCACAUAAAAUACGCCAAUGCUAACAACAGCUGAUGGGGUUAAAAAAAAAAAAAAAAAAGGUUUGUGCAUAAUUUUCAUGCUACCCACCACCACAGAUAGGUGGAAAUGUCCUUGAAGUCAAAGGGUUGGACACGGCUGAUCUAGUGUCUUGUCGUCCAUUUUGGCUUUCUCCCUGAUUCCAGAAUGCAGGUAGAGAUGUAGAGACAUGCUCUCAGGGCAGCUGUUGAGAUAAAAAAAUUUGUUGUCAUUUAUUCCCAAGCACAGCUGUUUCUCAUUGCAUUGCAAAAGUCUCCAUUCAAACUGCUGUCACAUAUAAAAUCUAUUUAUGUAAGUCUGUAUUUUUCUGUUGUCUUGGCCUUUGGAGGCAGUAGUGUGUUUUAACCGAGCAAAGUGUCCUUCCAAAUAAUGAAGCCGAAGUCAGCCUAACUACUUGCCAUUUUUCUUCCCCUUCCAUUUUUGUAACCUCAGAAUAAUUGUAAGAAUGAAUUAAGAUUUGUGUUUAAGGCCAGGCACAGUGUCUCAGGCCUGCAAUCUCAGCACUUUGGGAGGCGGAGACGGUUGUAUUGCUUGAGCUCAGGAGUUGAAGACCAGCCUGGGCAACAUACUGAGACUCCGUCUUGUAUAAUUUAAUUAAAAUUGAAAAAAAGGAGAGAAAAAGACCUGUGUUUAAAAUUUUAGAAAAGGGGGGGAAAGUGUAAUGCAAAAUGUGGACUAUGCCAGCUAUGAUUGGGAAAACUAGUUUUUCAUACAGCAUUAUCUGUAGACUUGUAUUAGCAGCAUACUGGUCAUAAGCGUUUUGCUUUCCUCAAAUAUGAUGAGGUAAGAUAAUUUAAAGUGUGUUGGGGCUUUCUGCCGCGUGGCUCCUGGAGGUGUUGAGUCCCAAUUUAGCCAAUUAAUUUGGGUUUAGAUUUGACGUGGAUAAGGGAGACCAGCUUCAUUCAUGGUGUACACACGGUUUUGCCAAUAAGGAAACAAAAAGCCACCUGAAUGUUCCUACUCAUUAGAUGCUAUCUGGAGAGCUCCUAUCCCACCCCCACCAAGGCCCGGGCCAUUAAAAAGACUCAAUGCAGCCUUUCUGUAUCUCAUACUGUAUUCUGCAAGAUACUCCUGUGAAAGAAAGUUGUGCUGCAUCAGCCAUCUCCCUCCUGAAGAUCCCUGCGAAUGAGGAUUUGUGUUUUGAAAGUUCUGAGAAUUCCUGCAACAACAAUUCUCAAACUUAUUUGUCCAUGGGAUCUUUUCUUCCACUGAAUGUAGUUGGGGAGACACGGCCUUAAGCCUUGAGCAGAGAAAGAGACAAGAAACUGUUGGCUCACUUACAACCAAGUGUUGUGUUUAUGUUUUAGGUUUUUAUGAAACCGAGGUGAUGUUUGAGGUUCUAAAUGAAAUUGGGUGGUUGAAGAGAGGCUGGUAUCCCUGUAGACUUAGCCAGCCGUGAGAAGUUGCCUUUUGUUGAAGGAGGUGUUUUACAAAGGGAAAUAGGGUGUCUCCUGAGCAUCGCAUUAGCAAUUAAAUACAUGUAUCACUGAAAUGAAAAGAAAUGAUGAAAUGAUGAAAUGAAAUGAUGAAAUGAAACGAAAUGAUGAAACGAAGAAAUGAAAUAAUGAGAUGAAAUGAUGAUGAAAUGAAAUGAAAUGAUGAAAUGGAAUGAUGAAAUGAUGACAUGAAAUGGUGAAAUGAAAUGAAAUAAUGAAAUAAUGAAGUGAAAUGAAAUGAUGAAAUGAUGAAAUGAUGAAAUGAAAUGAAAAGAUGAAAUGAUGAAUUGAGGAAAUGAUAUGAAAUGAUGAAAUGAAGUGAAUGAUGAAAUGAUGAAAAAAUGAAAUUAAAUGAUGAAUUGAUGAAAUGAAAUGAUGAGAUGAAACGAAAUAAUUAAAUGAAAUGAGAUGAAAAGAUGAAAUGAUGUGAUGAAAUGUAUUAUUUUUAUGCCUUUUAUUCUUCAAUAAGUGCAGAUGCUUAUGAUACUGAAGAGGGGACAAUUACCGGGGCUAACCACUUUGUCAUUUGUUUUAUGGAUUGCUCUAAGCCUCAGUGUCAAAAUCUUAAGUCGGGAAUAGCGCCUGUUUCACACAGCUAUUGCAGAGAUUAAAUAAGAAGACAGCUUUGGUGUCUAAAACAAUGCCUUGCAUGUAGUAAGCACUCAAUGUAUGUUCAUUUCUUUUCUGUGAUCCAUGUCCUGUUAAAGCCUGUUCUAUUAUAAACAUAAGGCUAUACCCUGUCUCUACUAAAAAUAGAAAAAUUAGCUGGGUGAGGUAGUGCACGCCUAUAGUCCCAGCUACUCGGGAGGCUGAGGCAGGAGAAUCACUUGAACCCAGGAGGCAGAGGUUGCAGUGAGCCGAGAUCACACCACUGCACUCCAUCCUGGGCGACAGAGCAAGAUUCUGUCUCAAAAAAAAAAAAAAAAAAAGGUAAGGCUACAAUGGGGACUGAUAUUCAUUUAAUAUCAUCAAAGAAAAUAUAUUAAUUGGGAUGGCUAAUAUCAUCCUGGGACCACCAAUAACUAUCAUGAUGAAUAUAGUUUCUUCUACCUCUUGAUUUUUGGUCACAUAUAUGAUACCUCUCUGGAUCAUUUUCUAUUCUCUUCAUUUUUUUUCCCCCUCAUUUUGCCUUCCCUACUAGCCCCUUUUACUCUUUUUCAAUUUUUAUUAUUAUUUUUUUUUUUGCUAUUCAGUUUCUUGUAAUUUAUUGUUGGGCUUUAAAAAUGUUUUCUUUCUACCAGGAAAAUGAAGGCAGAGGAAAGGUAUGAUAGGACCAGUUGAUUGUGUUACUUUUUAAAGAACCUCUGGAGCUUUAGUUUUUAUGAACCAGAUUCCUUUUCAGCACACCAUCCCACCAUCAAGUUUGAUAACAAAUGAGAAAACAAAUAUCUUCAGUAGUGGUUCUACUUGGCUCAGUCUUGCUCCAGUUUAUAUUUAGUUUGUCCUGGGUUUUAGUUUUUCAGAAACAAAAGCUUUUAGUCAAAUAAUGAAAUUUCUCUUGUUUGGGCUAUAGGGGUGUGAAAUAAGUCUUAGGAGCUAUAAUUUUAUGUGAAAUUGGCCCAGAAUCUAGCAUAAGGGGCAAGCUUUUAAAAAAAACAACAGUCCUUACUAAUCUAUCAACAGUGAACACAAAUGCCACACAAAGACUACAUUCAUUUAUUGUGUCCUGGAGAAUAAUUACUUUACAAAGUCGUGUGGCUCAAAGUGGCAUUGUUGGUUCUUUGGAAGCAAAUGUGGACUCACUACAGUUGAUGUCUAAUCCAUUUUCCUUCCAUGUGGCAUGUUUAAUCAGCUCUGAGAGAGACCGAUCUCUGCAGGUGGAACUGGAAGGGGCUCAGGUGUUACGCAGUCGGCUAGAAGAAGUUCUUGGAAGAAGCUUGGAGCGCUUAAACAGGCUGGAGACCCUGGCCGCCAUUGGAGGUGCAGCUGCAGGGGAUGACACAAAAGAUGCAAGCACUGAGUUCACUGACAGUAUUGAGGAGGCCGCACACCAUAGUCACCAGCAACUCAUCAAGGUGGCUUUGGAGAAAAGUCUGGCAAUUGUGGAGACCCAGAACCCAUCUUUUUCCCCUCCUUCCCCGAUGGGAGGGGACAGUAACAGGUGUCUUCAGGAAGAAAUGCUCCACCUGAGGGCUGAGAUCCACCAGCACUUAGAAGAGAAGAGGAAAGCUGAGGAGGAACUGAAGGAGCUAAAGGCUCAAACUGAGGAAGCAAGAUUCUCCUCAGUGUCCCACAUCAGGAAUACUGUGCUGAGCCUUUGCCUUGAGAAUGCAGAGCUGAAAGAGCAGAUGGGAGAAGCAAUGUCUGAUGGAUGGGAGAUCGAGGAAGACAAGGAGGAGGGCGAGGUGAUGGUUGAGACGGUAGCCAAAGAGGGUCUGAGUGAGAGUAGCCUUCAGGCUGAGUUCAGAAAGCUCCAGGGAAAACUGAAGAAUGCCCACAGUAUCAUCAACCUCCUCAAAGAACAACUUGUGCUGAGUAGCAAGGAAGGGAAUAGUAAACUUACUCCAGAGCUCCUUGUGCAUCUGACCAGCACCAUCGACGGAAUAAACACAGAACUGGUUGGUUCUCCUGGGAAGCACCAACACCAAGAGGAGGGGAAUGUGACUGUGAGGCCUUGCCCCAGACCCCAGAGCCUUGACCUUGGGGCUACCUUCACAGUGGAUGCCCACCUAUUGGAUAACCAGUCCCAGCCUCAUGACCCUGGGCCUCAGUCAGCGUUUAGCCUACCAGGGUCCACCCAGCACCUGCGCUCCCAGCUGUCACAAUGCAAACAACGCUAUCAAGAUCUCCAGGAGAAGCUGCUGCUAUCAGAAGCCACUGUCUUUGCUCAGGCUAAUGAGCUGGAGAAAUACAGAGUUAUGCUUACAGGUGAAUCCUUGGUGAAGCAGGACAGCAAGCAGGUCCAGGUGAACCUCCAGGACCUGGGCUAUGAGGCUUGUGGCUGAAGCGAGAAUCAGGCUGAACAGGAGGAAACCACCAGUCCUGAGUGUGAGGAGCACAACAGCCUCAAGGAAGUGAUCCUGAUGGAGGGGCUGUGCUCUGAGCAGGGGUGCCAGGUGGCUAGUUCGUCUGAGAGGAAGCCCUUGGAGAACCAGCUAGGGAAGCAGGAAGAGUUCCGGGUAUAUGGAAAGUCAGAAAACAUCUCGGUCCUACGAAAGGACAUCGAAGAUCUGAAGGCCCAGCUGCAGAAUGCCAACAAGGUCAUUCAGAACCUCAAGAGCCAGGUCUGGUCCCUCUCAGUUACAAGUGAUUAUUCGUCUAGUCUGGAAAGACCCCAGAAGCUGAGAGCUGUUGGUACCUUGGAGGGGUCUUCACCUCAUAGUGUCCCUGAUGAGGAUGAGGUGUGGCUGUCUGAUGGCACUGGGGCUUUCUACUCGCCAGGGCUUUAGGCCAAAAAGGACCUGGAGAGUCUCAUCCAGAGAGUAUCCCAGCUGGAGGCCCAGCUCCCAAAAAAUGGACUAGAAAGGAAGCUGGCUGCGGAGUUGAAAUCAGCCUCUUGGCCUGGGAACUGUGAUUCCCUGAUUUAGGAUCAGGCCCAGAAACUCUCUUACCUACGGCAAAAAAUACGAGAAGGGAGAGGUAUUUGUUAUCUUAUCACCCAGCAUGCAAAAGAUACAGUAAAAUCUUCUGAGGAUCUCCUAAGGAGCAAUGACAUUGACUACUACCUGGGACAAAGCUUCUGGGAGCAACUCACCCAGGGAAGCCAGCUGACAGACAGGCUCACCAGCAAACUCAGCACCAAGGAUCAUAAAAGUGAGAAAGAUCAAGAUGGACUUGAGCCACUGGCCCUCAGGCUCAGCAGGGAGCUGCAGGAGAAGGAGAAAGUGAUUGAAGUCCUGCAGGCCAAGCUGGAUGCUCGGUCCCUCACACCCUCCAGCAGCCAUGCCUUGUCUGACUCCCACCGCUCUCUCAGCAACACCUCUUUACUGUCUGAUGAGCUGGAAGCCUGCUCUGACAUGGACAUAGCCAGCGAGUACACACACUAUGAAGAGAAGAAAGCUUCUCCCGGUCACUCAGAUUCCAUCCAUCAUUCGAGUCAUUCUGCUGUGUUGUCUUCUAAACCAUCAUCAACCAGUGCAUCUCAGGGGGUUAAGGCCGAAUCCAACAGCAACCUCAUCAGCUUGCCAACUCCCCAGAAUCCCCACAAGGAGGCCAACCAGGCCCAUUCAGGCUUUCAAUUUCACUCCAUACCCAAGCUGGCUAGCCUUCCUCAGGCACCAUUGCCCUCAGCUCCAUCCAGCUUCCUGCCUUUCAGCCCCACUGGCCCUCCCCUCCUUGGCUGCUGUGAGACACCAGUGGUCUCCUUGGCUGAGGCUCAGCAGGAGCUGCAGAUGCUGCAGAAGCAGUUAGGAGAAACUGAGCACUUCUGCAUUUGUGCCAGCACUCUUCCUUCUGCUUCCACAGCUACAUUGCCAAGCAAUGACUUGGAAGCUGACUCUUCCCACUACCUCAAAUCUGCCCAGCCUCACUCUCCUCCUAGGGACACCAUAGAACUAGGAAGAAUCCUGGAGCCUGGGUACCUGGGCAGCAGUGGCCAGUGGGACAUGAUGAGGCCUCAGAAAGGGAGUGUAUCUGGGGACCUAUCCUCAGGCUCCUCUGUGUACCAGCUUAACUCCAAACCCACAGGGGCUGACCUGCUGGAAGAGCAUCUUGGUGAAAUCCCGAACCUGCACCAGCGCCUGGAGGAGUCCAUCUGCAUCAAUGACCGCCUAUGGGAGCAAGUGGAACACCGGCUGACCUCUACUGCAUGUGGAAGUGGAUCCACCUCUAAGUUCUACAGUCAGGGUCUGGAGUCCAUACCUCAGCUCUGCAAUGAGAACAGAGUCCUCAGGGAAGAAAAUCGAAGACUUCAGGCUCAACUGAGUCAUGUUUCCAGAGAGCACUCCCAAGAAACGGAAAGCCUGAGGGAGGCUCUGCUGUCAUCUCGAUCCCACCUUCAAGAGCUGGAAAAGGAGUUGGAGCACCAGAAGGUGGAAAGGCAGCAGCUUUUGGAAGACUUGAGGGAGAAGCAGCAAGAGGUCUUCCGUUUCAGGGAGGAACGUCUUUCCCUGCAGGAAAACGAUUCCAGACUGCAGCACAAGCUGGUUCUCCUGCAGCAACAGUGUGAAGAGAAACAGCAGCUCUUUGAGUCCCUCCAGUCAGAGCUACAAAUCUACGAGGCACUUUAUGGCAAUUCCAAGAAGGGGCUGAAAGCUUACAGCCUGGAUGCCUGUCACCAAAUCCUUUUGAGCAGUGACCUGAGCCACCUGGUGGCAGAGGUAUGAGCUCUGAGAGGGCAGCUGGAGCAGAGCAUUCAGGGGAACAAUUGUCUGUGACUGCAGCUGCAACAGCAGCUGGAUACUGCUGGCAAAGCCAGCCUCAGCCCCUCCUCCAUUAACCAGAACUUCCCAGCCAGCGCUGACUCUGGAAACAAGCAGCUGCUCCUCCAAGAUUCAGCUGUGUCCCCUCCAGUCUGGGAUGUUGGUAUGAAUUCCCCAGCUCUGGUCUUCCCCAACUCGACUUCCUCUACUCCUGGCUCAGAAACAGCCAUAAUCAAGAGAGCAAAUGGCUUGGGUUUUGAUACUUCUCCAGUAUUGAAGACCCCUCGCAAGCUGGAGGGUGAUGCUACUGAUGGCUCCUUUGCCAAUAAGCAUGGCCACCGUGUCAUUGGCCACAUUGAUGACUACAGUGCCCUAAGACAGCAGAUUGCAGAGGGCAAGCUGCUGGUCAAAAAGAUAGUGUCUCUUGUGAGAUCAGCGUGCAGCUUCCCUGGCCUUGAAGCCCAAGGCACAGGGGUGCUAGGCAGCAAAGGCAUUCAUGAGCUUCGGAGCAGCACCAGUGCCCUGCACCAUGCCCUAGAGGAGUCGGCUUCCCUCCUCACCAUGUUCUGGAGAGCGGCCCUGCCAAGCACCCACAUCCCUGUGCUGCCUGGCAAAGUGGGAGAAUCAACAGAAAGGGAACUUCUGGAACUGAGAACCAAAGUAUCCAAACAGGAGCGGCUCCUUCAGAGCACAGCUGAGCGUCUGAAGACCACCAACCAACAGAAGGAGAGCAUGAAGCAGUUCAUCGUCAGCCAGCAGGCCAGAACACACGAUGUUUUAAAGAAGGCAAGGACUAACUUAGAGAGCAGCACUUACAGGAUUGCCUCUGUAAAGCCUUAUUCCUGUCCCAGAAAAGGUGAAAUCCCUAAGGGCUCUGACGUGUACUCCAGCCUUGUGACCCUUGCCUUCCAGGAACCAUGCAAGAAGCGCAGCCACCAGAAGUCCUUAAAACAGCAGGAAAGGUUGGCCUGUCCCCCUUUUGUGCAGCUACCUAUCUGCUGA